AUGGCAAGAAAUAAUAAGAGGAAAUUAAUUAGUCUUAUUGGAUCAGGAAAUAUUGGUGGAAUUAUGGGUUAUUUAACACAAUUAACGGAAUUAGCUGAUGUUAAUUUCUUUGAUAUUGUUCCAAAUAUUGGUGCUGGAAAAUCAUUGGAUAUAAUGCAUGCGAAUUCAAUACAAGGAAAAGCAUAUAAAUGUAAAGGAACGAAUAAUUAUGAAGAUAUUUCUGGAAGUGAUGUCUGCAUUGUUACUGCUGGGAAUAGUUAUGAGGAAAAUAAUAGUACCAAAAUUGCUGCUCCUGGAAAGGGAGCUAAUUUUACAGCCAUGAAGUGUACUAUGGGAAAGGGAGCUAAUUUUACAGCCAUGGAGUGUACUAUGGGAAAGGGAGCAAGGUUGGCAAAAGCACCUACAAAAUCAAAUGAAGAAUGGAAUCGUGAUGAUUUGGUAGGAUACAAUUCGAAGAUAAUAAGAGAUGUGGGAGAGAAUAUAAAGAAAUAUGCACCGGAAGCAUUUGUGAUUGUGAUUACAAACCCGAUGGACGUGAUGGUGCAUUUGAUGUUAAAGGUUACAGGAUUCCCAAAGAAUAUGGUGGUAGGUAUGGGAGGGUUAUUAGACUCCUCAAGAAUGAACUGUUACAUUGCGGAAAAAUUAGGAGUUAACCCUAAGUAUGUACAUGGAAGUGUAAUUGGAGCACAUGGUGACAGUAUGAUCCCAUUAGUGUCCCGUAGUACAGUUUAUGGAAUCCCAAUACUCCAAUUCGUAGAACAAGGAUACAUUACCAUGGAAGAUAUUAAGGAGAUUGAAGAAAGAACUGUUACAUCAGCAUUUGAAAUAUUGAAACUCUAUGGCAGUGGAUCAUCAUAUUUUGCACCAGCAACUGCGGCGAUAGAAAUGGCCUCAUCAUAUCUCAAUGAUAAAAAGUGUGUGUUCCCAUGCUCAUGUUAUCUUGAAGGACAGUAUGGACAUAGGGAUAUUUAUUGUGGAACACCAGCAGUCAUUGGAGCCAAUGGAGUGGAAAAGGUUUUCGAACUUAAACUCACACCAGAAGAACAAGACAAAUAUGAUGCUUCAAUCAAGGAAAUUAAACGUUUAGAAGCACUCAUUAAAUGA
Messenger RNA from Theileria annulata, 1104 nucleotides. Its product is annotated as L-lactate dehydrogenase, putative. NCBI's taxonomy places the organism in Eukaryota, Apicomplexa, Aconoidasida, Piroplasmida, Theileriidae. The transcript has 4 exons. The coding region runs from base 1 to 1104 and encodes 367 amino acids. The record is from RefSeq and is a predicted model, not a curated record. Gene Ontology annotation, biological process: carboxylic acid metabolic process. Gene Ontology annotation, molecular function: oxidoreductase activity, acting on the CH-OH group of donors, NAD or NADP as acceptor.